Molecule: messenger RNA, 1461 nt
Organism: Notothenia coriiceps (black rockcod)
Lineage: Eukaryota; Metazoa; Chordata; Actinopteri; Perciformes; Nototheniidae
Product: clathrin heavy chain 1-like
Exons: 10
Coding region: 1-1461 (486 amino acids)
Biological process (GO): receptor-mediated endocytosis; mitotic cell cycle; clathrin coat assembly
Cellular component (GO): clathrin complex; clathrin coat of trans-Golgi network vesicle; clathrin coat of coated pit
Molecular function (GO): clathrin light chain binding; structural molecule activity
Source: RefSeq, a predicted model, not a curated record
AUGCAGGGAGUGUGCUCAGGCAGAGGAAGAGAAGGAAGGAUGAAGAGCGAAAUGAGGCAGACGGACAGUGACACAGAAGAGCAAAACCGUGUGGUUGGAGCCAUGCAGCUGUACUCUGUGGACAGGAAGGUGUCUCAGCCCAUCGAGGGGCAUGCCGCCGGCUUUGCACAGUUUAAAAUGGAGGGCAACACUGAAGAAUCCACCCUGUUCUGCUUUGCGGUGCGAGGGCAGGCCGGAGGAAAGCUGCAUAUCAUUGAAGUAGGGACCCCGCCCACUGGGAACCAGCCGUUCCCAAAGAAAGCUGUCGAUGUGUUCUUUCCUCCAGAAGCACAGAACGACUUCCCUGUGGCCAUGCAGAUCAGCUCCAAGCAAGACGUCGUCUUCCUCAUCACCAAAUACGGCUACAUCCACCUGUAUGACCUGGAGACUGGAACGUGUAUCUACAUGAACCGGAUCAGCGGGGAGACCAUUUUCGUCACCGCCCCCCAUGAGCCAACUGCCGGCAUCAUCGGAGUCAACAGGAAAGGACAGGUGUUGUCUGUGUGCGUGGAGGAGGAAAACAUCAUUCCCUACAUCACCAACGUGCUCCAGAACCCGGACCUGGCGCUGCGCAUGGCCGUCCGCAACAACCUGGCCGGUGCUGAGGAGCUGUUCGCCCGCAAAUUCAACACUCUGUUUGCAGCGGGGAAUUACUCCGAGGCUGCCAAGGUGGCGGCCAACGCACCCAAGGGGAUCCUGCGGACCCCAGACACCAUCCGUCGUUUCCAGAGUGUUCCCGCCCAGCCGGGCCAGACGUCUCCGCUGCUCCAGUACUUUGGCAUCUUGCUGGACCAAGGCCAACUGAACAAGUUUGAGUCUCUGGAGCUGUGCAGGCCCGUCCUGCAGCAGGGCCGCAAGCAGCUCCUGGAGAAGUGGCUGAAAGAGGACAAGCUGGAGUGCUCUGAGGAGCUCGGAGACUUGGUGAAGUCUGUAGAUCCCACUCUGGCCCUCAGCGUCUACCUCAGGGCCAACGUCCCCAACAAGGUCAUCCAGUGCUUUGCAGAGACCGGACAGUUCCAGAAGAUUGUCCUCUACGCCAAGAAGGUGGGCUACACUCCAGACUGGAUCUUCUUGCUGAGGAACGUCAUGCGCAUCAGCCCAGAGCAGGGCCUGCAGUUCUCCCAGAUGCUGGUCCAGGACGAGGAGCCGCUUGCUGACAUUACACAGGUAAAAAAACAAAACUUUUUCGCAUGGACCAUCAACGGAGGCUUGGAGCUGAAGAGGUACGGGGGCCCUCUGGGCAUCACCAUAUCAGGCACCGAGGAGCCCUUCGACCCCAUCACUAUAUCCGGCCUGACCAAGAGAGGCCUGGCCGAGAGGAGGACGGAGCUCCUGCAGCUCCGAUUGGCCGAGCUGACUCCAGCCGCGGCAGCACCUCCGGGGGAGGGGGGGGUGGAGGAGGAGGAGGAGGAGGAGGUCUGA